Molecule: messenger RNA, 2544 nt
Organism: Trichobilharzia regenti
Lineage: Eukaryota; Metazoa; Platyhelminthes; Trematoda; Strigeidida; Schistosomatidae
Source: the annotation of a GenBank genome assembly
AUGUGUUCUUCUGCCGAUGGUUAUACUACAUCCUCCACAUCUCUUACAAAAAGUUUAUGCACACAAUUACCGCUGGAGAAGAGAUUUCCAAAAAGCUACGCGGAACAAAUUCAAAAAAUUGACAAUCAACAGGACUUUGACUGUAUCACUGGAAAUGGUGAAAAUUACAUCGGCUCUGCUACAGUGCCAGGAUGCGUACCAUGGGCUAAUUUGAAAUUUCAGGAAGAUGAUAAUGUGCAAAAUUUGCCACCCAAUGUUUGGCCAGGCUUAUAUGCAUUAAAUAGCUUCACCUUUCCUCAUAGUUUGGGCUAUGCAGCUAGUUCAUCUGCUGUUUGUAGAAAUCCAGCCGGUCUAGCCUCAAAACCAUUUUGUUUAAGUCAAAGGAAAAACGAAGACAAUUAUCUAAACCCAUUUAAAGAGAUUCAGUCUAAUCCUCACGAGAAAUUGUUUCUCAUUCUUUGUCAUGAGAUUCCUCAAUGUUUGAAAACGAAUCUUAGCGAAGCCAAUCAUAACUGGACGACUGCUGCUGGAUCAAAUGGAGAGCUGAGAAUAACGAAAGUCCGGUCAGAGAAGACUGUUGCAUAUUCAGUUGUUGGAUUUAUUAUUUGCUUAUUGGUCCUCAUUAGUUGUAUAUUAUGGUCGUUAAAUUUUGGAAAGUCUUCUGGUGAAGGAGAUAAGAACAGUUUCAAUGAAAGUGAUCAGGUGGGAAAGGGAUUUUCUCAACGUUUGAAUGGUUCUUCAGGUGGUGCAGAGGAAAAACGCUUAGAAAGACGAAGGCGAUUACUCAAUCGACGUCGUAGACUUCGUCAGCUUAAUCCAUGUUUACGUUGUAUUUUGGGAUUAUAUUAUUUAUGUGCUGAUUUUGUACAGUCGGCAAGUACGCACAACCAGCCUCAUUCUGUUUUCAGCAUAAUACAUUCCCCAGUUGACAGAAAUUCAUCUUCAGUACGUGGUGAAACUGCUACAACUAACGUAGCUUAUUUAAGCACAUGUUUCUGCUUACCUCGCUUUCGUGAAAAGGUUAAAUGUGAAUCUUUUAGAAUGAAUCAAUCUACUUCGAGCUGUGCAAGACCUAGUAAAUGUGUUAUUGAUGAGGAAUUUGAGGCGAACACGUUAGGAAUAAGUAUGGGUAAAUCAGGAGUUUGUGUGACUAACGUACCUGAGGUUUUCUCCCCACCCAGUGCUAUUGAAUCUUCGACAAAUAUUUGUGUCACAUGUGGAGUUUCUCGUAAUGUCUUACUUAAUAUGUGUUCAUCUUGUCGUAACAGUCAACAAAAUGCAACAGCUAAAAAAGAUACUUCUCUUACUGUUGGCUCUUAUUCCGAUUGUGAUAAGUCAGAGCAAAUGUCAUCCCUUGCUCUGGUUGAUUCAUCUAUUCAAUCGCUUUCAUCUGCUUCAGUUAGUUUGGGUACCACAAUAUUCCCAGACAAGUUGUUUAAUAUGGCUUCAAUGGUACACUUGUUACACCCAAAAUUGAAGUUAUUGUGUUAUCCUCGUAGUCGUCUUACCGAAUUACGCUGUUUGGCUAGACGUGCUUUUGGUUGGGUCCUCUUAGUGCGCGCUCCAAAUUUGGAUAAAUUAAUUAACAGAAGACGCUUAUUGGCUACCACAACUUCUGAAACACCCGAUCUUAAUUUAAGCAUUGCAUCGGAUAGUAGUACUGAUGAUCAGGGAAUUUCAGACGCAUCAGAUAAGAUUGCCGUGAUUAAAAUGUUUCAACGUGGUAUCAACUUAGAUUCAGAGGCCAAUUUUCUUCGUGAAGCGGAAAUACUUGUGGAAUUGGAGCAUAAAAAUAUUAUCCAGCUAUUCGGCGUUUGUGUUCCUCUGGAUCCACUUUCCUUUCUUAUUGAAUAUAUGCCUUAUGGAGAUUUAAAUUCAUUUUUGCGCAAAUACGCAAAUGGAGUGUCGCCUGGUAUAAGUACGGUCAAUGGAGAAUUAUCAAAUCCACGUAAUUUGACGGUAACACCGACUUCUGCAUUUUACAAGCAAUCCCAUGAACAAUAUACGGGUGAACUGACCAUUAAAACUCUUAUUGAAAUGAUUAUUGAUGCUUGCGAAGCUAUGGUUUACUUGAGUGAGGUGUAUUAUGUGCACAGGGAUGUGGCCACUAGAAGCUUUCUUGUUGGAAGUAAACUGAUUGUUAAAUUAUCAGAUUUUUCACUGUGUAGACCAGUUGAACCUGAUGUUGAUUUUGUCUCAACUUCGAAUGAAUCUGUACCGAUAAAGUGGUUACCGGUUGAAUCUAUUCUGAAUGGGCGAUUUCAUUUGGAUACUGAUGUUUGGUCGUUUGGUGUUUUUUUAUGGGAGGUGUUUAGUUUUGCAGCUGAACCUUUCGCUGAAAAAAGUUACGAAGAAGUUGUCAGCAUUUUGGAACGUGGUGAUCGUUUGGCAUGUCCAUCUCAUUGUCCGAAAUCUGUUUAUCAAUUGAUGAAUAAAUGUUGGUCUUCUAAACGUCGUAAACGCCCUAAAUUCACUCAGAUUAUAAGUUGUUUAAAAGAGAUCUUGAAUGAUUUUUCGUCACCUGAAGUCAAUAAGGAUUCAUGA